Molecule: messenger RNA, 2984 nt
Organism: Trematomus bernacchii (emerald rockcod)
Lineage: Eukaryota; Metazoa; Chordata; Actinopteri; Perciformes; Nototheniidae
Gene: qars1
Product: glutaminyl-tRNA synthetase 1
Biological process (GO): translation; glutaminyl-tRNA aminoacylation
Cellular component (GO): aminoacyl-tRNA synthetase multienzyme complex; cytosol; cytoplasm
Molecular function (GO): ATP binding; glutamine-tRNA ligase activity
Source: RefSeq, a predicted model, not a curated record
UCUGUCUCUCCGAGAAGGAAAGUCGUGUGGUGCGGCGGUCGUGUCAGAUCGGUUCUGAUCCAACCGGUUAAUAAAGGGAAAAAAUGGCGGAUACUUUAGCACUUUUCACUUCCAUAGGUCUCAGUGAGCAGAAAGCGAAAGAAAUGAAAAAUGAAGCGCUGAGUUCCGCUCUGAAGGAUGCAAUUAUUCAGGCCCAUCGUGUCCGUGGGGCAUCAGGAGUGGACAAAGCCAUGGGUACACUGCUGUACAGUAUGGCAUCUCGCCUUAAAGACCCUAAACGCGUGGGAUUUCUUUCAGACUGUAUAGUUCAGAGCAAAAUCUGCACAGAGCUGCAGCUAGCAGCUGCACUGGAAUUUGUUAAGAGUCACCCUCAGGACCCCAUCAACCAGAAGGAGUUUGAAGACACAUGUGGAGUAGGCGUGUUCAUAACACCUGAGCAGAUUGAAGAAGCAGUUGAGUCUGUGAUCAAGAAGUACAAGGAAAAGCUGUUAGUGGAGAGGUUCCACUUCAACAUGGGACUGCUAAUGGGAGAGGCACGUUCUGCCCUAAAAUGGGCUGAUGGAAAGGUCAUCAAAAAUGAAGUUGACUUGCAGGUCCUACACCUCUUAGGACCCAAGACUGAGGCUGACCUGGAGAAGAAAGCUAAGGUAACUGAGGUGAAGACUGGGGAGGUGAGAGUCACUUACUGGAGCAGCUCCGAGGGGAAGAGGUCACUGAAGUUCCAUAAAACAGGAGAGAACUAUAAACUGAGGCUAUGUGGUCACACGAAAACAAUGGAUUGGCUUAACACGCACUUGGAGAUCACUGGUGGACAGGUACAAACUUUAUAUGUGUUGCUGUGUGGAGAUAAACACCCAUACUUUAAAAUGGUGUAUAUUGAUUUUUCUCCUUUCCUUUUACAAAUUCCUUUAGAUACGUACCCUCGUUUCCCUCCUGAGCCAAAUGGUAUCCUUCACAUUGGGCACGCCAAAGCCAUCAAUUUUAAUUUCGGCUAUGCAAAGGCAAACAAUGGAAUUUGUUUCUUGAGAUAUGACGACACAAAUCCAGAAAAGGAGGAAGAAAAAUACUUCACUGCUAUCAGAGACAUGGUGGAGUGGCUUGGAUAUGAACCUCAUGCGGUCACACAUGCAUCCGACAACUUUCAGGAACUCUACGACCUCGCUGUGGAUCUCAUUCGCAGAGGUCAUGCCUACAUUUGCCACCAGAAAGGGGAGGAACUGAAGGGCCAUAACGCUCCUGCAUCACCCUGGAGAGACCGACCCACAGAGGAGUCACUGGUGUUGUUUGAGAGGAUGAAGAAGGGGCUGUUUGCUGAGGGAGAGGCUACGCUCAGGAUGAAGAUCGUCAUGGAGGACGGGAAGAUGGAUCCCGUGGCGUACCGAAUCAAAUACACGGCGCAUCAUCGCACAGGAGACAAGUGGUGCAUCUACCCCACUUACGAUUACACCCACUGUCUAUGUGACUCUAUUGAAAAUAUCACACACUCACUCUGUACCAAAGAGUUCCAGGCCAGGCGUUCAUCAUAUUUCUGGCUGUGUAACGCUUUGGAUGUGUACUGCCCUGUCCAGUGGGAAUAUGGACGCCUAAACCUCACAUACACUGUUGUGUCAAAGAGAAAAAUCAUCAAACUGGUAGAGACUGGCGUUGUCAGUAACUGGGACGACCCUAGACUCUUCACUCUGACUGCGCUCAGGAGAAGAGGUUUCCCACCAGAGGCGAUUAACAACUUCUGUGCCCGGGUUGGAGUCACAGUUGCUCAGACUACGACAGAGCCCCACCUCCUGGAGUCGUGCGUGAGGGACGUGCUGAAUGAACAGGCACCCAGAGUCAUGGCUGUGCUGGAGCCACUCAAAGUCACCAUUACUAACCUCGCUGAGAACGCAAAGUCAGACGUACGAGUGCCAGACUUUCCUGCCAACGAGGCCAGGGGCAGCCACACAGUGCCUUUUACACGCACGAUCUUCAUUGAACAGAGUGACUUCAGAGAGGUGAUGGAGAAGGGCUACAAGCGUUUGACCCCAGACCAGCCUGUAGGUCUGAGGCAUGCUGGGUAUGUCAUCUCUGUCCAGAAAAUCAUCAAGGACGCUCAGGGUAAAGUGGUUGAACUGGAGGUGAACUGCUGCAGUUCUGACACUGCAGAGAAACCAAAGGCCUUCAUCCACUGGGUCAGCCAGCCAUUAGUGUGUGAAGUGCGCCUCUACGAAAGACUAUUCCUGCACAAAUAUCCAGAGGAUCCGUCUGAAGUGCCCAAUGGCUUCCUGACUGAUAUCAAUCCUCUUUCCCUGCAUACUAUCAGCAGUGCCUUAGUAGAUACUUCAGUGAAGGGAGCAAAGGUUUUGGACAAAUUCCAGUUUGAGAGAGUUGGCUACUUCUCCCUGGACCCCGACAGCACAGCAGAUAAGCUCGUCUUCAAUAGAACAGUCACCCUCAAAGAAGACCCUGGGAAAAUCUGAUUGACUGAGAACAAGCCACACUUCCUGCUUCCCAUGAGCCCACAGAUACAUGUCCACAUUGUUUGCAUCAUUUAAUGUGUAACAACAGCAAGGGGACAAACAGCUUAGGCUGAGAUUGACUCAAAUCAGAUAUUGUAUGCCGAUAUCCCUAAACUGAAGUUUUGUUUGUUUUUCUAAAAACAAAAAUUCUAUUUCUUGAUUGUCAGCUGUGAAAACAACUUUCUGCAGUGUCACUCAGUCAAUGUCAGAAUCCAUUUGAACUCUUUCUACAAUAGCUGCAAUAAUAUUUACUUACAGUGUUUGUUCUUUGAUGAAUGUAUGCAUCUUUGAUCAUUGUUCAAAAAAGACCUGAUGUUUUUUAGGUUAAUAUUGCCUCUAAGCUGGUGUUACACAGAAGAGAUGCUCACAAUAGCAUACAUGACUUCUUUGCAAAGAUGGUAUAACACUGCCAAACCAUCAUGUUUUUUUUAAGACUCAGGGGGUAACAUGUGUCCUUUUGACAGGAGAAAAUAAUAAAUAAUACCAAAAGAA